AAUGGCUUGACUUCCUCCUUUGGUACGGCUGUGCAGCAGCACGCAGCGAUUGACUGCUGCUCAGUUUCAUGGGAGCGGCAGCGGCAGCAUCAGAAAUAAUAAAGCAAAACACACGCUUACGCAUUCGCACGCACAUACACACACGCGCGCUCACGCACACACACGCGCGGACCCUCACACACACACACACACACACACACACGCGCACGCACACACACUGGAGGCUCUGCGUCCCAGCAUUCAGCUGUCAGGAUGAGUGCAGGAGAUGUAGUCUGCACCGGCUGGCUCGUAAAAUCUCCGCCUGAGAAGAAAUUGAAGAGAUAUGCCUGGAGAAAACGCUGGUUUGUGCUCCGACGGGGUCGGAUGAGCGGAAACCCAGACGUGCUGGAAUACUACAGGGGCAAGAGCUCCAAGAAGCCCAUCCGCACCAUAGACCUACGGGAGUGCCAAGUCCAGAUGCACACGGAGAUCCGGCUGCUCAAGAGGGAGUUACAGAACCAGCACCUGUUCGUAGUCAAGACCUCCUCGCGCAUCUUCUACCUGGUUGCCAAGACCGAGGAGGAGAUGAACAGCUGGGUGCGCAACAUUAGCCAAAUCUGCCACUUCAGCCCACUGGACGAAGAGGCGGCAGACUCAGACAGCUUCUCCCAGCAGCCCUCACCCGCCAGCUCCACCCACACAUCCCACAUCACAAGCCAUGACCUCAGCGCAGACGCCAACACCACAGAGGGCAGCCGCAGCCGCAGUGAGUCAGAGUCCAGUCUGCCCCCUGACUACCUCAUCCUUUCGCAGUGCGAGACCGGGAGGGUCAGCAUCACCAGCUGCUCAAACUCAGAGCGGUCCCUGGAGCAGAGUUCAUCGGACAACACCUUUGAGGAUGUUUUCCUGUCCCCUCUCUGCACCAAUCAGACGCUGUCCCCUUUCAUCUCAGUCGGGCUAUCAGAGCCCCCACUUGGUACCCCUUCUUCCUCCACACCUUUGGAGAGACUGUCUGAAUUCUCCUCCUCCUGCUCCUCAACGUCCCCCACCCAGACGCUCCACCCAGCCCCGGACUUUUUCCAGUUUGACAAACCAGCCACGUCCUUGUCUCCAGAAGGCAUCAUGGAUGGUCAAACACCCCCACCCCGGCCGCCCAAACCCAUUCGCUUCUCUGAGAGAUGUGCAGAUAAUGGACCUCAUCACAUGACUCUCCGGAGUGGUGAGGGGCUCUUUCCACUUCAGCCUGCCCCAAUUCCUCGGAGAAUCUCCCUGGCAGGACUGGAUCACGUUCGGAGAGGAGAGUUUGACAUCAGCUCUGUAAGAAGUUGGAACAAAAGGCUAAGUCUUAAUUUGCCACGACUGAACUCUGUAUGCAGUCCAAGUUCGGUGGACUGUUAUGAAGACUCCUAUAUCCCCAUGAACUCUGGGGCUUCCCCCCCAGUAGCCAGUUCAGACAUUGAGUCAGAUGGCUACGUCCCCAUGAGUCCAACAUCAGCUCCAUUCCUCAUGUCCAACGGGAACCCUGAGACCCCUCCCCCUGCUGCCCCCUUGCAAGGGUUGCCAACCGAUCUGGAACCGCCUCCUGUGAACCGCGAUCUGAAGCCAAGGAGAAGAGCAAGACCUCCACCAUUAGACCUACGGGCCUUAUCCACCAUCAAUGAAUGUCCACCCCAUCUGUCUCUGACACGGACGCUGACAGAGCCAGGAAACUCAGCUCAUUGGUUCCCAAUGGAUAGAAGACCUGGCAUAACAGGGACCUUGGGGGAUCAAGAAGACAGCUGUCUUCUGGGGGAGUCCCGGCAUUUGUUACCUGCCAAUGGAAGCACAGCUCUCUGCACUCCCCGGAAAUCAAAUCUGGACUACCUAUCACUGGACUUCAAUUCGGCGUCACCUUCACCAGUGCAGAAGAAGGCUCUGCUUGCUGAUGAGCACCGAGUAGACUACGUACAGGUUGAUGAGAAGAAGACCCAGGCCCUGCAGAACACUAAGAUGGAGUGGAAGGAUGUCCGGCAAUCCAAAGUGUAAAGCAGGGUGGAAAGGGCGAAAGAAGCAUUAAAAUAAAUAAAUAAAUAAAAAGGCAACACACCCAGUACAGAAGCCCCCCCCCCCCCCCCAAAAAAAAACAAAAAACAAAAAACACAUCGCCUUGACAUCAGUGUUAUAGAUAAGAACCUGAGGAUCAGUAUUUGUGAUUUUACACAAGAGGACGAUCUUAAAUGAGAUGCCAUUAUUUGUUAAGAGUCCAUGCAUAAACUCUUUUCUAAUACUGAUAAUGAUGUUGCAGUGUUCAUUUUCAACAUGAGUGGUAGUAAAUUCAUACUGCAGCGCGCUCUAUUAACCUUCAUAAAUGAUAACUACGUAAUGGACUUUAUAUAAUGGGAGUGCUGAAGUGCAUUUAAGAUCUAAUCAGUGUUGCCUAUGGUACUUUGCUUUCAACAAAGGUUAAUUGAAAUAUAAGAAGAAAACAAAACAGCAUGAAAUGCUCACAAUAAAUGUUAGGAUGCUAUGUGUGUCCUAUCUUUUGUCAUUUUAAAGUUUGUUUCAUAGGUUUCAUGAGGUACCAUCUGAUAAAAAAUGUUUCAUGUAUUAAAAUAGGCUCUCCUGUCAAUUUAUGUUUUAAAUUAUUAUUUUAGUUGCUAUAUUCAUGUGAUGUAUUGGCAAGAUUCCAUACAAAUAUGGCCUUUUUAUCAAAUCUACAGUUUAUUUUGUGAGGUGAUUCCCUAAGGACUACGGUGGUCACAAUAUGCAGAUGUGCUAGUCUUGCUUGUUUCUUUUUUUAACAUUUGGAAACCCAAUAUACGCUUUGACACCAUAAAGUUAUCACUGUGAAGUCCGCUCUGUGGGCUCCCUAUUCUGAUAAUCCUUUUGUACUGAGAGGUACUUACAUUUUCUUUUGGGUUCUGUGGUGUGGCUUUGGAGAUUGCAGGUUCAAAUCUAUUUUAAAAAUCUCACCAGUUGCCAAUUUGAUAACUGCAUUAAAGAAAUACUUUGUUGCAUAUAUACUCUGGGAAUGUAAGGAGGUCUGCAAAUACUUUCCACACAAAGCAGAAAAACAAAUGAGAAAAAAAUAAUUUCCAAUGAGAGAUAAAGUUGUGGCAUGUAUUGUAAGCUGCCAAUCAACUUGCUCCAUGCUCAACCAAUCCCAAUGGCAGGCAGUCUAUUUGGAUAUUUGUUCAUAGAAAGACUUGUUACAGUAGCAAACACUGGCUUACUAACAAUGAUCAUUGAUAGUGUACAGGCUUUAAUGAAAAACUGUCUAGCUCGCUAAUUUCAGGAGUUAGUUACAGUACCUCUUCCUGAAUAACCAGAUUGAAGAAAAAAACAAAGAUUUCCAUGGGAAGGACAACGCUAUGGCUACCCAAUCAGUUAUAACUGACCACUGCACUGCUCCUUCAUCAUACCCCAAAACAUAUAGACUUGGCUACAAAUGCUUUCUCCUCACUGAAGGCCCCAGAUGUGGCAGGCACAUAGCUACAGAGAUUCAGCAGCAGGCUUGGUUUUUCAGGAAGAGGCCUAUGAGGGAGUCAUUUCUUAAAUUAUCAUAAUCUUUUCAUCAAUCAAACCAUACAUGAUUAUCAUACAAUCUCAUGCUUAGAACAUUGUUCUGUGUCAGCCUUAGGACAUGCUAGGAGAAUGCUGAUUGACUUCAGUGUAUUUAAUGUUACAAUCCUUUACAUUCCAAACCAUUAGCAUAGUCCCUUCAUAAAAUGUUUGUUGUAUUCACUGAGUAAUUCAAAAUAAUUCUCUAGUCAGUUUUGCGAUACAAAGAGAUAAAAUGCUUGUUCACUCCAUAUAAUUACCCUUUCACUGAAACUGCCAUGAAUUAACUUGGUUAUGUGUUUUGUGCUUUAUAUAGCCAUUUCAAUGCACUGUGAUCCACCAAGUCUCUUAACACCAAAUAUGUACAUGUAUUUGUUGCCUUUUAUUGCCUUGACCAUAAAUGUUGUGUGUGCUCUAUCCCCGGCAACUGCUAAAUCAUUAUGUAGUGCUGGCCAAAGGGAAAUAAUAAUAAUAAUAAUAAUAAUAAUAAUAAUAAUAAUAAUACUAGCUAAAAAAUAAAAUAUUAUUAUUAUUAUUAUUAUUAUUAUUAUAAACUACUUUAAAUGUCACCUGAAAUGAAAUAUGGAAAUAAAAAUGACUAUCAUUUUUUGACAACAGGGCUAUACACAGAAAGAUAAGAUUGUUACUGGUCUGAAACAUAAUUGUAAUUACUUUAUCAGGGUGUUCUAAUAUGCACUGUGACAGCACUGUCGAAUAGAUUUCAAAAGGGAAGACUUUUCAAAGUCAUUAUUUUUUGUGAAAUUCAAUCACUGUGUCAAGGCCUAAGUACUGCCAGAGACAGACGUGCUAUGUCUUCUAUUUGUUGUUUGUUUUUAUAAUAAUGCUGUACAAUGCUGUUAAAAUGGUAAAUUUGUCCUACAGUAUAUGACUGAAGGCUUUGCAAAUAUAUACAUAUAUACAUGUGUGGUCACCAUUCAAUGUGCAACAAGGGCAAAUUGAUUAAAAUUAUGUACAAAGAUGAA
Molecule: messenger RNA, 4502 nt
Organism: Anguilla anguilla (European eel)
Lineage: Eukaryota; Metazoa; Chordata; Actinopteri; Anguilliformes; Anguillidae
Product: GRB2-associated-binding protein 3-like
Exons: 10
Coding region: 253-2004 (583 amino acids)
Source: RefSeq, a predicted model, not a curated record